AUGUCCACCGCUCCGGCUCGCGUCCACAAGCGGGCUUAUCAGGCUUGUAUUCCCUGUCGCGAACGUAGAGUUCGCUGCGACCUGGGAUCCGUUGACUCUCCUCACGAUGGUCCUUGUGGAAGAUGUCGGCGAGAACGUAAAUUUUGCCAUUUCUCCGCUACAAGGGGGAAAAAGAAGGCAGGGACUGCAGCGGGAACCUCUCGACAGACUACUCAACAGCCAGAAGAGGGAUAUCUGCCUCAGUCCGACAGACCUAGUGCAUUUGGAAGUCCCGUUACUAGCCCCCAUGGCAACAACCUUAAUGAGUUUAAUUCAGCUGCCCACUCACUUGCAACACGGAUUGGGAUUGGUAAUGGUAGCCAAAUCAAAAUCCCUCAGGAUAUCCUAAUGCGGAUGACCUCCAGUGACUAUGGACCGCAAGCUAGCUCGUCAGGCGGCGAGAAAACAGUGGCAGCCCUCCUUCGUGACGCUGCCUACACUUCCCACGAUGCCCUAAAGCUUCUCUGGGAAGCAGGGAGGCAUAGCGAACGGGACCGGGGAAAUCCUCCUGGCACUACAGCAUCUGCCGGGCCUUCCACAGCCACCAGCGGUCCCAUAAGGCCGUCGGUAGCAUCGUCAAGUAAGCACGGCUCCGUGACCGAUGAUUCUCGCCAGCCCUGGUCAAACUUGCGUUUUGUUCGAACGGGCCUUUUUACUGCAGAAGAAGCCAUAGAACUUGUUAAUUAUUUCCAUGCCUACCUCGCGCCGUUUACGCCUAUUUCUUCCUCCUCUUUCCAGGACCCAUCAACGCAUCCAACUUUGCUGGAAGAAGAACCCAUCCUUGCCGUCACAAUCUUGAUGCUUGCCUCACGGUAUAUGAAAUUCUCAGGUGCCGGAUCAAUUUCUAGGUCUUAUAUGGUCCAUGAACGCCUGUGGCAACAUCUACAAGGAAUGAUUUCUCGCAUGAUCUUCGGGCAGGAACAGUUCGCUGGGGCCACGCAUGAUAACGGUUCCUCAACUGAUUGUUCCGGCCAGGCUUCUGAAUCCGCUCUUGCUGGGUCGAACUUUGGAAGUCUUCGCACACUGGGAACGUGCGAGGCUUUGCUUCUUCUUUCUGAGUGGCAUCCCCGCUCCCUUAAUGUCCCAGCAGGCGAUGACGGAGAUAGCAUAAUAGUCAAAGAUGAUGUCCGACGGCCUCGGGCUAGUACCGCGGGGAUUGGUGGCCGCAUUCGGAUUGAUUGGCUAGAGCCUGUUUGGAGAUCGGAUCGUAUGUGCUGGUCCAUGCUGGGGAAUGCGCUGGCUCUUGCGGUUGAGCUUGGUAUCUUUGACGAAUAUGACAACACAACCAUAGGAGCUCGAGAGUCUCGCCGAGACAUAUGGAAUGAUCCGUCCUCGAGCCAACGGGCGUAUCGCGUACAGCAUUUACUUUGGGUAUAUCUCACCCAGACAUCAGGAAGGCUAGGGUGGAAAAAUCUGACGUCCGUUUCCGUGACUCACCAUGAGGCUGGUCUGAAGCACGGAGAUACAAUUCGAUGUUGGAUAGGUGUUGCGUCUCUCAUGAAACGAGGGAACGAACUGCUGUUUACAUCUCGAGAUCGGACAAAGGAGAUGGUUCGAAGCGGCGAAUAUCUUGCAAUUCUUCGUGUUCUUAAUCCCUUGCUUAGAGAGUGGCAGGUGGAAUUUGAUCGAGCAAAACUAUCAAAGCCAAUGAGGGCUAUACUUUCAAUAGAGUAUGGCUAUGUUCGAGUGUCUAUUAAUAGUGUAGCUCUUCAGGCUGUUAUUGAACACCGUGGCCGAGGUACCAAUGAUGGUACGGAUAUGCGAGUUUCAUCGGUGCUGAAUACCUUCGAAGGAAAUAAGGAAUACUUUAUGGAAGUAGUUUUCGCUGCUAGGGCAAUUUUGCAGACCGUCGUGGAGGAUCUCGUACCUAACAAUCGCCUACGACAUGUCCCCAUACGAACUUAUUCAAGGAUUCUGGCGGGAGCUAUGUUCUGCCUGAAGGCAUUUGCCCUUGGGGUCAAGGAUGAAGAGACUAUAGUCUCACUGGAGUUAGUUGAGCGCACUGCAGAGGCGCUUUGUACAUGCGUAGUGGACGACGUCCACUUGAGCAACCGAUUCGGUGAACUUCUCACCGCAUUAGCAUCUAGCCUUCGGAGUCGCGUAAUGGGAACAUUAGGAAAUGAGCAUCCUCAGAGCGGGAAUAUGACAGCCGGCAAUACGCCGUCACAACGUAAUCAAUUUGAAGAUAGAGCAACAUCCGACAUUCCCAUAACCGCUAAUAAUCACGCUUACGACCCUCCUGUCGACUCGGCGAACACGGAGCCCUUGAUGUCGCCAAAACAAGAUUACAGUUCGCGCGGCUCGUCAAAUGUCUCUGUGGCAACUAGCGAACCGAGCGGCUAUUUGCCUAUGCAUCCUCCAACUAGAACUCUCGAUCAAAUUUCUUUCCAACACGAUCCUCUGAUGAGUUUUGCUGGCCUAGGACCUAAUCAGCUUGGGUGGUCAGGUGGACAGGAUUUUUUUGACAUGCUGGGUCCUUUAUUGGAUGUCCAGUAUGAACAAUAUCGCUAA
This is a messenger RNA of Blastomyces dermatitidis ER-3, 2550 nucleotides long. Its product is annotated as C6 transcription factor. The record is from RefSeq and is a predicted model, not a curated record. Gene Ontology annotation, biological process: positive regulation of transcription by RNA polymerase II; aromatic amino acid catabolic process. Gene Ontology annotation, molecular function: DNA-binding transcription factor activity, RNA polymerase II-specific; zinc ion binding. Lineage: Eukaryota; Fungi; Ascomycota; Eurotiomycetes; Onygenales; Ajellomycetaceae. The transcript has 5 exons. The coding region runs from base 1 to 2550 and encodes 849 amino acids. Gene Ontology annotation, cellular component: nucleus.